Messenger RNA from Mixia osmundae IAM 14324, 2634 nucleotides. RefSeq lists its product as uncharacterized. The transcript has 6 exons. The record is from RefSeq and is a predicted model, not a curated record. Gene Ontology annotation, biological process: protein targeting to vacuole; Golgi to vacuole transport. NCBI's taxonomy places the organism in Eukaryota, Fungi, Basidiomycota, Mixiomycetes, Mixiales, Mixiaceae. Bases 1 to 2634 code for a protein of 877 amino acids. Gene Ontology annotation, cellular component: endosome membrane; membrane coat; AP-3 adaptor complex.
AUGCCGAUGAUGUUCCAGCAGAGCCUGGCCGGCUUGGUCAAGGCAUUGAGAGCGACCAAGGGCACAAGAGGCAAAGACGAACAGGCCGUCAUCGAUGCGGCUCUCGACGAGAUCAGGAUCGAAGUCAAGAAUGCAGACCAGGAGAUCAAGGCAGCCGCAAUCCUCAAGCUCACAUUUUUGGACAUGCUCGGACACUCUCACUUGACUCAGUAUGCGUUUCCAGUGAUCGAGUGCAUGUCGUCUACGCGCUACGACAUCAAGCAGGUCGGCUACUUUGCAGCUAGUCAGACGUUUGCAGAGUCCACAGAGGUCAUCUUGCUCGCCAACAAUCUCAUCAAGAAGGAUCUGACAACCCCAGCAGCGGGUCCAGCAGCACUCUUUGCUACCCUUGCCCAUUUGCCGCCCUUGAUGAUCGCCUCUACGCAGCUCUCUGACGAUCUGCAACCUGAUCUGCACCAGCAUCUCUCUCAUUCGCGGCCCAUCAUACGCCGGAUGGUCAUCCUCAUUUUGGGACAGGUCUGGCGAAACCAGACGCGUCUUGCACUUGCACAGGCAACUGAUCCCGCCGAGCAAGCCCGCAUACGACAAGGGAAUGACCGGGAGAUCCUGCAUCGUAUCGAGAAGCUGCGCGAGAGAUUGUCAGACGACGAUCCCGGCGUCGUCUCGGCUGCAGUCAACAUCAUCCUCGAACUCGCCCGGAUCACGCCAGAUCCUUACCUCGUUCUCGCGCCAGAGUUGUUCGACCUACUGAGCACGAGCAGCAAUAAUUGGAUGCUGAUCAAGAUCGUUAAGCUUUUCGCACUACUGACGCCGAGAGAACCGAGGUUGGUCAGGAAGCUUCUGCCGCCUCUGACGGGCCUCAUCGGCUCCACGCCUGCAAUGUCACUGCUCUACGAGUGCAUACAUACCGUCAUCGUGGGUGGCAUGCUCGACGCUAGUCAAGGUGGCGACCGCCUCGCGCGGACAUGCGUGAGCAAGCUGGCCGGCUUCCUCGAGGAAAAUGAUCAAAACUUGCGUUACAUUGCCAUGCUUGGCCUUUCCAAGAUACUGCCGACUCAUCCUCAUCUCGUCGCAUCGUGCCAGAAGACGGUCAUGCAGUGUAUCGACGAGCCAGAUGCGAGCAUUCGACUGCGCGCUCUUGAUUUGAUACAAGGCAUGGCGGACGCCGACAAUUUGCACAGCAUCGUCGAGCAUCUGCUGUCGCAUCUGGGAACGUCAGAUUCAGAUCGUCAACCGAGUGCUGGCUCAGCACUCCGGGCACUCGCUGGCAGUACAUCCGCCAAUUCCGUCACGAGCACAUCAAGUGUUCAGGCAACCCUGCACGUCUCUGUGCCUUUCAAGCUCUCACUCAUCGGCGCGAUCUUGACCAUCACUUCACAGCAGACCUAUGCGCUCAUCAAGGACUUUGCUUGGUACAUUGAUCAGCUCAUUGCUCUCACGUACAUCUAUCUCCCGAUCGCUACUCCCACUGCAGAAGGCACGGGCAAGCGGAUUCGUGAUCAUUUUGUGGACGUCGUGGCCCGAGUCAAGGCUGUGCGGCCAUAUGCCGUUCGCGUGCUAACUCGCUUACUCGCGGACGAUUGCUUUGUCGAGAACGCUUCACUCGCAACUUCGGGCGAUGUAGCCGAGAUUUUAGCGGGAGCGGCCUUCAUCUGCGGAGAAUACGCAGCAGAACCAACUGAUCUAGCGAGGACUCUUGAAGCGCUUCUCGCCACCAGUGCCGAGCAGCUACCGCCUCAUGUUGCAUCAGUCUAUGUCCAUAAUGCUGCCAAAACGUUCGCAAGAUGGGCUCCUCAAUCUGUCUCGUCUUGGUCAGAAGACGUAGAAGGCUUGCAAAAGCUGCGCGCGCUUUCCCAGGCACUUUCGGCGAGCCUCUCACGUUUCGUUGCUUCACAAGAUCUCGAGCUUAGGGAACGGUCACUGCAGCUUUCUGCGCUACUGCAAUACGUCGAGCCAACGCUGGAAGCGACGGUAGGUGAUGAAAGCAAAGUACGGUCUGCAGCCGAGACAGCUCUUCGAGUGCUCCACCUCCUCUUCUCUUCGUACGAAAUGAACCCAGUGGCUGUCAAGGCUCAGAGCGCUGUACCUGUUCCGGACGAGCUCGAUCUCGAGGUCCAGCUCAUACCUGGCUACGAUCAACAUGUCGCCUCAAUCACGGCGCAAGAGAUCGAUGUGGACGACUAUGGCCGGCCAAAGCAACAACACAAGGCAAACGAUGUUGCACAGGCAGAAACCAAGCCGAAGAAGACGCGACGACCGAAGGCGGAGACCGAGGAACCCAGCGAAAAGGCAUCCAUGCAGAAGAAAAGCAAAAGUCGCAAACACAAGACUAAGAACGGGAAAGUAGAUGACGCAGAGAUUGAUGCCAUACCUAUCGUCAAGCUUGACCUGGACGGCUUAGCCGUCAGGUCGCCCGCUCAGCCUGUGAUCCGCAUACCCGCAGCCGUCAUUGAUGCAGAUGGGGAAAUGCCGACGGUCAAGCCAUCGGAUCGGCAGCGGUCUCCUUCGCUGUCACCCAUUCCAGCUGUAACACCACCUGCAGAGACGACCGAGAAGGAGCCGCUUCUCACUGUGGACGAGCCGAUACCUGCUAUCAAAGUAGUCAAGAAGAAGAAAAAGAAAGCUGUUGCAUGA